Molecule: messenger RNA, 567 nt
Organism: Trypanosoma cruzi
Lineage: Eukaryota; Euglenozoa; Kinetoplastea; Trypanosomatida; Trypanosomatidae
Exons: 1
Coding region: 1-567 (188 amino acids)
Source: RefSeq, a predicted model, not a curated record
AUGGUGUCCGUACCCUUUCGCGGUGCUGGGGCUUUGGUUGCGUAUAGGAACUCCGCAGCAGGGCGUUGCCGCGAGCACGACGGAGACCAAGACGACUCCGCCUCUCGAGAAGGUUCCACGCCAUGCCCGGUGCGGGAAGGUGAGGCGGUCUGCCCGCAGACUGUCGGACAAAACUGCACGACCGUUUCGCAGCAGUCACUCCGUCGAUAUCACAUGCCGCUGCGGUGUCCACAAGAACCCUGGCCCGAGGAGGAUGGUUACAUCAAUAUUUGGCAGCUUAACAUUGCAGGCCUCUCGUCCGUGAAAAAUAUUGCAUUUGCGGCGCGAUUGGAGCAGCGUCCACCUGACAUCUUUCUUCUGCAGGAACUAAAUAACCGUGGUGACGUAGCGAUGAAAUUAUCUGGCCAUAAUGACUACCUUCAGGCCUCACUGGGCGCGGUGGUGGCGUUGCCGUUCUGGUGCGCCACUCUCUGCCGUGCGAGCGCCUGUCGCUCCCUGGCACUGACCUUCUGGAGACCAUUGUUGUCCGUGCAUUUCCACCGGGCUUUUCCAGCAUUUGCGUGGUGA